CAGCGGGCACGGCUCUGCUGCCCUCCCUCCCUCCCUCCCUCCUUCCUCCCUCCCUCCCUCCUUCCUCCUCCCAGCCCGGCUUUUCCCUGCUCGCCUCUGCCAGCACGGGACAGUGCCAGCCGGGCUGGUGGCCCUGCAGCAGCCAGAGCCGGCUGAGCCCCCGCACCCAUCCCGGGCCGGCAUCUCCGCGCCUCUCCUGGCCCAGGAGGGGCUGGAGCCCGCAGCCAAAGGAAGGGAGAGGUGCCAAGGACAGAAAAUCCAAAUGUUGGUGCUGUCGAACACCACGGCCCUGAACCUGCUCCUCUCCAAACUGCUCCAGGAGUGCCUGGAACGCACCAACAGCUCCUCUGCUUCCCAGGAGAGCAGUGCCAGCGGCAGCCUGGCCAUCAUCUACGUGCUGCUGAUGCUGGGGCUCUUUGGCUUCUUCACCGUGGGCGUGAUGGUGACCAACCUGCGGGCGCGGCGCCUCGAGGGGCCCCGCGACCCCUACAACACCUACAUCGCCACCGACGCCUGGCACAAGAAGGACAGGGAGUACUUCCAGGCCAAGGUCCUCGAGAGUUACAAGCUCUGCUGUGUCCUGGAGAACCAGCUGGCCGUGGAGCAGCCGGGCAGGAAGAUCCCCGAGGAGAAAUCUUCCUAGGGAGAAGCGGGGAAGGAUCGCACGCGGCACGGGGACGGUGCGAGCGGCGCCCGCUGCGGGUCAGGGGAGCUGCUGGCCCUUCUGCAGAGCCACGGGUCCUGGCCAGGCUGGAGGAGCAGCGGUGGUGAAGCUGAUGGAUGUGGGAGAUCCCAGUGCUGCCCCAGUGCCCGGCACGGGCGUCGCGCGGGGAGCACCGCGAGGCAACAUCGGGAUUCACGCGGAACACCGUGGAGUCAUCAGCUUCACCUCCUGGCCCAGGGCCUCAUCCCUCAGAGGGCAGGGAUGGAUGGGAUUUGGGGAAUAAAUCUGCCCUGGGGAGGCUGGAAUUCCCAGAGCAGCUGGGGCUGCCCCUGGAUCCCUGGCAGUGCCCAAGGCCAGGCUGGACACUGGCACACGGAACACCAUGGACUCAUCAGCUUCACCUCCUGACCCAGGGCCUCAUCCCUCAGAAUGGGAUUUUGGGAAUAAAUCUGCCCUGGGCAGGGAUGGAAUUCCCGGAGCAGCUGGGUCUCCCCUGGAUCCCUGGCAGUGCCCAAGGCCAGGCUGGACACUGGGGCUGGGACAGCCUGGCACAGGGGAAGGUGUCCCUGCCACGGGAAUGGGAUGGGUUUGAUCUCCCGUCCAACCCAAACCUUUCUGGGAUUCCCUGAUCCUCCACAGAGGCAAAUCUUGGUGUUGCUGGUGUGAAAUUAGAGCCUAAUUAGGACCUCAUUAAGAACCAAACACAGGGCAGAGGUGUUAACUGCCAAGCAUGGCUUAGACAUUUGAUUUCCAGAAAGACCAAAUUCUCCCAAGAAAUAGCAGCUGAAAGAUUUCAUUUUCAUUUUUGUCCAGCUUAGAAUAAUGAUUUUAUAAAUUGUACAGUGCUGUGGUAAUCUGUUUCCUUCAGCAUCAUGCCCCUCUUAGUGAUAAAACAUUAGGAAAAUAUUCCCAAUUUUUUGUCUGAAAAAUAUUUCCAUGGCAGAACGCAGACGUUGCAGGGACACUUUAGUGACUGUGACGGAUGUGGCACUUGGGGACAUGGUUAAUACUGGGUUAAGGGCCGGACUCAAAGGGCUUUUCCAACCUCAGUGAUUCCAGGAUUCUGAUUCCUAGCAGGUCUCCCAGACUGCACCUGCUGGGACCAGUCAAGUUAAUUUCCUUCCUGUGGAUGGGGCUUGAUCCUGGCAGCAAAAUCCACGUGCAAAGACUGGCUCUGUGCCAUCUGUGCUAUGGAUGUGGGGAACAUUCCCAAAUUUCAAUCCCAAUUAAUUAUUGCACGAGCCCCAAGUGCCAGCCCCUGGUUGGGAAGGGAAUUCCCACUGUGGGAAGAGCAAUUCCAUAAUUUCUGCUGUUAAAUCACCCAGAGGUGCUGGCUGUGCCUAGCUCAGGUUCCAUCAGCAGCUCCCAGGUGUCCAUCCAAGGAUCCAACACAAAACCCAGGAAGGUUUUUCCGCCUUUCCCUCCUCCACAGGAGGGACAGGGCAGCCAAAUUCAGCUGCUGUGGCACCAACAUUCAGCUUCUGUGAGAGGAGAAAUCCAUCUCCCCUGGGCAUUGUGUUCCCUAAAAGAACAGCUUGGAGCUGCCUUGGGGUGAAGGAAGCAGCACUCUGGGCAGGAGUGGGGAUUUUAUUCCUGCCCUGCAGACACAAAUCCCAUUUUUGGCUGUGGGGGAGGCCGGGAAGAGGAGCAGAGCAGCUGCUUCCAAGGCAAGGUGAGAGCAGAGAGCUUGGAGAGGGAAGCAAUGCCAGCAGAGCCCCUUUCCAGGCAUUUUAGAACUGCUCUUCCAUCUAAGCAACAUUCCAGCCGUGUCUGUGUUCCCAGAGCACUCAGGACACUCAAAAUGCAGGGUUGGUGUUUCAAAAUUAUAUUUAUUUAGUGCCUACCAUUAGGCUGAGGACAAGAUCCACGAUUUUGGUGUCUGGAGCAGCUUGGAAAAUCUCCAGCAACUUAAUUAUCCCAGUCACUUUUUCCUCUGGAGGAAUGACAACCCAAGCCCAGCUCUGGAAAAAUGUUGAUUUCUCAGCCUGGGCACUGCUCUUUUGGGAUCUCACUGUUUAGGACUUGCCCUGGCAGAGGAUUUACAGAGCCAGACCCUUGGGCUUGGCUUAAACUUGCACCAAAAAUUGCCUUUAAUGACGUGAAACCUUUUAAUGAGUUAAAACCUUCAAUCCAUGGAAACAUUUAAUGGCAUUAAACCCUAGGAGUGAAGCUCAUCCCCAGGGCUCCCUCCUGCAGCUCUCCCUCCACCCCAGGUAUUUGCAGGGAUUUGGGGUCAUUUUCUUUCCAUAGCUCCAGGGGGGUUAUUUGUGAGGAGGGUGAUGCUCAGCAUCAAUUGUACCCCAUUUCCCCCCCUCUUUUAGCAGCUCUGCCUUUUUAUUUAACUGAAAUUAAAAAAAGAGAGAAGCUUUGCUGUGCCACCCUCACCCCUGGGUGCCUGUGGUGGAUUCACACCUUGCACCUUUCAUUCUUGGAGUUCUUUUCUUCCUCUGGUUUUUUUUUUUUCCCACUUGCACAGAGCAA
Molecule: messenger RNA, 3145 nt
Organism: Motacilla alba alba
Lineage: Eukaryota; Metazoa; Chordata; Aves; Passeriformes; Motacillidae
Gene: KCNE1
Product: potassium voltage-gated channel subfamily E regulatory subunit 1
Exons: 2
Coding region: 263-643 (126 amino acids)
Biological process (GO): potassium ion export across plasma membrane; negative regulation of delayed rectifier potassium channel activity; ventricular cardiac muscle cell action potential
Cellular component (GO): membrane
Molecular function (GO): potassium channel regulator activity; transmembrane transporter binding; delayed rectifier potassium channel activity
Source: RefSeq, a predicted model, not a curated record